AGUCAAGGGAAGUUGAGAAAUCUCGUCGGUCGUCGAAAAAAUGAUUUGCAAUGUCUUUUGACACUAUUAAACAAGUUUUUACAUCGCGAUCGGGUCCUUAAUUCUCUUUUUAGCACUUUUUGUUGUUUCGCGUGAAAUGUUUACCAGUUAUUGAUAAAAGUAACCCCUUGUAUCAAUCAUGUUUUUCCAGAUUAAUGUUACUCCCAAAGAGAAAAAGGCUUCCGAGCCUUCUGUUGAGCAUGUUAAACCAACCAAAGAUUUUGAUUUGGUUCUUGCUCCAUUUCAACCACAAACUCGAAUUAGUAUGGAAACUCCUGUAAAUACCGAAACAGAAAGUUUUUUACACGUAAAAAAUACUAACAACCGCAUUCUAAAGGUAACCAUAACAAAGAGGCCACCCCAAGAACGAAAUGUCGACAUAAGUUUCACAAGUGCAACCAUCGAAGCCAACGCCAGUAUCACUUUAGAAAUAAUUUGGUCUCCCAGAGAACCCGGUUCCUGGCGCGAUGUUCUUCAAUUAACCGACAGUCGUCGUGUUAAAUACGACAUCCCUCUGGUGAUGCAGGCUUCAGAUCCUCGAAAAAAUCAUCUCAAAUCUCGACCAAAGGUCAGAAAACCUCUCAUUUCUACAUCCAAUACUACCCAAUCAUCGUAUCCCUCCAGGAAUGCUCUCCCCCUUAAAAAAGAAUCUGGCCCCGUUAAACAGAAUAUGCAGCCCAGAAGUAAAAGAUCAAGAGUUGAUUGCUUUCUCGAUGAACCCGACAAAGAAAAUAGAUCCAGAAACACCGAGCGCGAUCGUUUUACCGAAUCCGCAACAACUAAAAAGCAGAGAAAAGAAACUUUCAUCACCUCUUCGGUUACUUCCACAAUUCACUCCGGCACUUUUAGGCUAACUCCCGUGCAAUUUAAAUCUGAAUCGAGACAAGCAAUGUCAGAGACUCAAGUGCUAGACUACAAUUUCUCUGCCCAAGAAGACAGUUUUCUUAUAAUGCAAGAACGAAUUGAAACAAAAACUCUACGAAGAGAAACUUACGUUACGACACCGAAAUAUCGACAGAAUUUGAUCAAGAUUGAUGAAAACGAGGAAGAGAGAGAUGAGUUCGAUGAUUCCCUAUCACCUCGUAAACCACUUAAACCAAAAGAGCUCUCGGAUUUUUCUUUAUUAAUGGAUAACAUUAAUUUUACUCCUACAAAUCCCGUGACUCCACAUAAAUCGUGCGAAUUCUCUCCGCGAGAAUGUUCAACUGGAAAUAAAUCCGACGGCAGCGGAAUGAUAGAUUCAGUGGCUUUAACAGGGGAUUCGAACUCCACCUUUGAGAUCAGCGACAAUAAACUCGAACAGGAAAUAGUACCUGAAAAAAAGGUUUGUAUUCCAUUCUCUCCCCCACGAAGAAAACACCUAACUUUCCUGAAACCGACUCGCCUUGCUCAGAAUUUCGAACUCCUAACGCCAAUAACUCCAGCCCCACAACGUAAAAUAGAAUUCGCUUCCUCAUCUCUUCUUUCUGUGGAUUGCUCGAAUCUAGAAACUCCCAGAAGAUUCAACACAUCUUAUAGAGAUUUGGAUUCAAGUACUGCCAAAGAAGUUCUCGAAGCUGACAUGUGGGUCAAGCCACAGAAUAUUUUCCCCGUAAGACGAGUAAUUGCAGAAAAAACACCCCAAUUUAAAGAGGAGAGGAAAGAACUACCAAAUGGUGGGAAAACCUUCGAAUUAAAUGAUUCAAAAAGCCUUCUUUUAGAAAUUUCUCCUCCGAAAGCUCGCAAACAUAAAUUAUCUCCACCUAAAUAUUUCAAACCUGCAGAAAAAAUCAAAAAAAUCUCUCCAACGAAGAACGGAAGAAUAAUAAAAAACCAUGAACCUGUAAAAAGGAAACAACAGCUCAGCAAGUCUAUCAGAAACACUAGCGUUUCGAUUCCAGGAGUGAGAAUCGCAAACCUUUCCCUUGCAGGAAUAACUAGGAAUAAAGCAAGCCAAUCUUUGAAAACUAAGAAGGAAACGAGCGUGAAGCUUCAUGACCCUAAUGAUUUUGUCAUGAAGUUUUGCAAUCCAGAUCCCUUUGCUGCAACAACCACCGAGGAUCCUUUCCUUUCUAGUACCUUGUACUACGAUGACCAUUGGGUCUUCCUUCAGGAAGUUGAAUUCAAAAAAUGGCUCAAUGCCUUGAUGACUCCACCAGAACAUUUAAACACUGACGUGGACACCGCCUGUGUGGAUAUUGGAAAGGUCUGGCAAUCUUGCCGAUUGAAGGAAGAUGUAGUUCUCGCGGAAUCUAAAGAAUCAAUUUCGGCUCGUUAUCAUACAAAUACGAGAUUAAAUACUUUAAGGAAAGCAGCCUGCCUGAUGUUCCGGAAUUCGGAAGUGGCAAAUGCCCUCUCGAGAGCGACUGUCUGCGUAGAAAAGGGAAUCCUCGUCAUCAGGCAAGACCGAGAUCUUCACCGAGACAUCGGCCUGCAGAAGGAAAUCCUUGAACUCUUUCUCAGCUACAAUCCCCUCUGGUUAAGGAUUGGUUUGGAAGCCGUCUUUGGAGAAACGAUUCCCCUGCAAUCAAACAAUGACUUGAUAGGAUUAACCAGAUUCCUCCUCUCGAGAUUCUUCUCCGAUCCGUUUAUCUUGAAACAACACUCACAUCCUACAGUUGUUGGCAUGAAGCUGCCGACCUUUACUGCGACCAUGAACAAGUUCAUGCUAAAAAAGUUCCUCCUCGUCGUUUACUUUCUCGACUACGCGAAGACAAACAAACUAAUUGGCCAUGAUCCAUGCCUUUUCUACAAAAAGGCCCCGCACAAAGACAGUCGAUCGAUUCUUCUGACAUUCUCGAGAGAAGUUCUAAGUGGAAUCGGAGAUAUUACGAAAGUUCUGAGAUCUCAUGGAUACGUCGUGACGCACAAGCAAACUUACUUGGACGAGUUUGAUUAUGCGGUCCAGGAUAUGAGCUCAGAUUUGAGAGACGGAGUGAGACUUUGCAGGGCGAUGGAGUUGAUCACUGGAAAAAGGGAUUUAACUUGUCACUGCAGAGUUCCUGCGAUUUCGAGGUUGCAGAAGGUUCAUAAUGUCAAUAUUGCUCUGACGGCUUUGCUCAAUUCAGGUUACGUUCUGACUGGAGACAUUGACGCUAAGAGUAUAUGUGACGGACAUAGAGAAAAAACGCUGUCCCUACUUUGGCAAAUUAUUUACAAAUUCCAAGCUCCAAGAUUCGAAAAGGCAGCCUCUUGUAUCCAAACUUGGUGGCGUUCGAAACUCUGGUACGUCCGUGUGAAGAACUUGUUGAAGAAACGUAGAAAUAAUGCAGCUUGUGUUAUUCAAAGAGCCUGGAGGUGUUACUUGGCGAAGAAGAAAUUGAAUCAGCUAAGGGUAGAGUACGAAAAGAAUCUGGAGUUAAGAAACAAAGCUGCUCGAGUUAUUCAGGUGAACUGGAAAUUCCACAGAGAGGGAAUUAGACAAAAAUGUAAAUAUCUCGAGACUAAAGAGGCGAGUAGGAAGAUUCAGAGAUGGUGGAGAAGAAUUCGAGAGACAAAGCCUUUUGUUGAAACCUUUAGAAAGAAACGCGAGCUUGUGAUUCUGGUGCAAAGAGUUUGGAAAAGCAAGAAGCUGAUGGAGAAAGACCUAGCACAGUAUCAGAAAUUGAGAGAAGUAGUUUCCAAAAUCCAGGGUAGAAGGAGAGCGACACUUCUGGGAAGAUCAAAACGAGAGGAGUUUGAAAGAUUGAAAAAGUCGGUUUUGAUUAUUCAGAGAAGGUGGAGGGCUUUGAAGUUGAUGAAGAAGGAAAGAGAAUCUUAUGAACAGGUUCUUGUCGCUGCUCGAGUACUUCAAAAUUGGUGGAGGCGUGUCUUGCUUUUGAAAAAAAAUCGGAAUCAUUUCCUCUUAAUGAAAUACGCAGUCAAGGUCUUCGAAAAAAGAUGGAUUGAGAAGAAGACAAUUGGCGAGGAGAGGAAGGAUUACCUCAAGACAAGAAAUAGUGCGAUUGUUAUUCAGAGAACAUGGAGAAGAUACAGAGAAACUAGAGGAGAAGUUUCCCGCCUUCGGGUUUGCAAAAAGUCUGCUAUUAAAGUCCAAUCAUGGUGGAGGUCGGUUGUGAUUCUUCGGCAGUAUAGAAUAACGAGAAGCAGUUGUUUGAAGAUCCAAAUCUGGUGGAGAUCUCUGCUGUUAUCUAAAGCUUGCCAAUCGGAGUAUUUAAAAAAGAAAAAUGCGGCUCUGGUUAUACAGAAAAACUGGAGAAUGACAAGAACAAAGAGGGAAUAUUGGCAGAUGAAGUCCGCAGUUUUAUGUAUUGAAUCAUGGUACGAAAAUAUUCUCAUUUCAAGAUCAGUUCGAGAGGAAUUCUUGAGAAAGAAGAACUCUGUAAAGAAGAUUGAAAAUUGGUGCUCGAAUCUAAAAACUGCAAAACUCGAGCGCGAGAAAUACCUAGAAUUAAAAAGAAGAGUCGUGUAUGUUCAAAGAAUAUGGAGGGGGAAUAAAUUAUCUCAGAGAACACAACAAAGUUACUUGGAAAUGAAAUCGAGUGCUGUGAAGAUACAAUCUUGGUUUAGGAUGGUGGUACAAAAACAGAAAUAUGCAAAUAUAUUGAAAAGACAAAAAGCAGCGAAGGUUAUUCAGGAAAGAUGGAGAUCAACUGUAGCGAAACGUAACGCUCAAGCUCUUUAUAAGAAAGUUCGAGAAGCUGUUUUACUUUUGCAAACAAGGUGGAGAGCUGCGAAACUUGCGAGGGUGAAGAAAAGCGAGUUUUUGGAAAUGAAGGAGAAAGUCAUCAAGAUUCAGAAAAACUGGAGAUGCCACGCAGCGAGAAAAGCUUUCGAGAGGAAAAGAAAGGCAGCGAUUGAGAUACAGAAUUGGUGGAGACAUAAAAUUUCUGGAAUGAAAACACGAGCUGAAUAUCUUAGAUUGAGGCAUCUAACGAUUUGUCUUCAAGGACGUGUGAGAAGAAAUCAGCUCACCUUGAAGACGAGCGAAAAUUAUUUAAGAUUGCGAGAUGCUGCAAUAAAGAUUCAACGAAGGUGGAGAGCAGAGAGAAUUGGUAGAGAAGUGAGGAAGGAGUUUGUUGAGUACAGAAGAGUUGUGGUUUUUAUGCAAUCUAAAUGGAGAAUGAAGACCGAAUUGAGAACAUACGAGAAGAUUAGAGAAGCAGUUUUAAAGAUACAGUCAUUCUGGAGAGCAGAGCUUUUGGGAAGAAAAACGAGAAUGAAUUAUUUGACUCAGAAAUCAGCAGCGUUGGGGAUUCAACGUCGAUGGAGGGAAGUGAGACUCGGAAAUAAAAUCAGGCAACAAUUCCUCAAGUAUCGCCGAUCGGUGAUAGUUUUUCAAUCGAGCUGGAGGAUGAUAAUGGCAGUGAGGAAAUAUAAGAAAUUAAAGAUGGUUUGCUUGGUGAUCCAAUCAGUUUGGACAGCGAAGAUUGAAGGAAGAAAAACGAGAGAGCACUUCUUGGGUCUAAAAUAUGCAGCUCUUCUUCUCCAGAGACGCUUCAGGGCUAAUAAACUUCGUAAAAUUGAAAUGGAGAAGUACACGAUUUUAAGAAAAAGGGUAGUUUUUAUUCAGGGAAAAUGGCGAGCGCAACUUAUAGCUCGAGAAUGCAGAGAAGAAUUCGCUCGCCGUAAAACGGCUGCGGUGAAAAUUCAAAAUUGGUGGAGAUCGAUUUUGAUAAUGCAAAAGUGCAGAAAUGAUUAUCUGGAAAGGAAAAGUGUUGUCGUCAAACUUCAGAGAAGAUAUCGAGGGAAUGUAAUUGCGACAGAAGUCAGAAAGGAAUAUGAAAAAUUGAAGGAGACAGCUUUGAAAGUGCAAGCGUGCUGGAGAACUGUUUUGGCGAGAAGAAGAUUGAAGGAACUUUUAAUUCGUCGGAAGGAGGCAGUAGUUUUGAUUGAAAAUUGGUGGCUGGAAGUCUUGAGGAUGAAAGAGAUUAUGAUGGAGAGAAGAAGAGAAAUGAGAAGGAUUAACAAUGCUGCAGUUAAGAUUCAAGCUGCUUGGAGAGGAUAUAAAGUUAGACAGGCUGAAUGUGCAAGAAUGGCGGAAUUGAGAGAAAGGACUGAACAAGCUGCAAGAAGAGCGAUACCGGCACAUACUUUGGCGAAUAGAUUGCAGGAAGCGAUUAAUGUAUUCCUUUUUUCCAAUGACCUUGGUCGACUGUCGAUGUGCCUCUCUUCUUUAGACGUUAUAACACGCUUAUCACCAAAUGGUUGCCUCACAGUCUGCAAAGUUGGUUUGGUGGACAAAAUCUACAUGACGUUAGUUAAAUCAAAUAGAUCUGUACCAUGGUUUGAUGCGUGUACACGAGCAACCAGCGUUUUGAUAACGCUGGCAAAAUAUCCUCCUACGAAGGCAUUCAUAUUGAAGGAGGAGUACAUCGAAACCAUGGCAAGACUCUUGAAUGUAACAGUGGAAAAGGAACCCAAGCUCUUCCUUCAUCUUGCUACUUUAAUGUACGUGCUAGUUGACGAUCCUGACUACGCGAAGGCAGUAUUACAAGACUCGCGUACCGUCUGGUUACUCAACUCUCUCUACGACACAAUAACUCGAAAGAAACACAAAAUCCCGGCAGUUAAUCCAAAAACAAAGGAAGAAGAAAUGCCAAGUCCGAAACCGGACUGGGGACUCAGGCAAAAGCAGCCUCGCCUUUUCUCCAAUGUUCUUCACGCUACUAAGUCUAUCUUGCGAAAACUUGGUGAAUACCAAGAUUAAGCAGUCGCCUGGUCAAAUUGAAAAUAUUACAAAGAUGAGAAAACGAUGCGGCCUUAAUGCAUUAUUUAAAUAUCGACGUUUCUUGUCUGAUGAAAUAUAUGCCAUUGUAUUUAGUGAUUUGAAAAGUAGUUUGUAAUUCUAAAAAGAAAACAGGUAGUUACUGUACUCUAGUUUUUGAUAAGAGCCAUUUAUUAAGUAUUAGUCUCUUAAUAAGCAUUUUUUAAAUUUGUAUUAUCUUCUUUAUAGUUUUAUUAUUUACGACUUUCACUCUUGUGCUAAUCAAACAAUUUUGCCUGAGAGAGCGCUUAAAUAUAAUUGUGAAUACCUAGUAGAUAAUUUGGGAAAUACCGAGGUAUAUGUGUAUAGGAUAUAGGAUAUUUUUGUUUUGAAAUUAUGAAUAAAAGAUUGCGGUAUGCUAAA
Belonocnema kinseyi is the source of this 7087-nucleotide messenger RNA. RefSeq names its product protein abnormal spindle-like. Lineage: Eukaryota; Metazoa; Arthropoda; Insecta; Hymenoptera; Cynipidae. Gene Ontology annotation, cellular component: spindle pole. The transcript has 6 exons. Gene Ontology annotation, biological process: mitotic cell cycle; spindle organization; establishment of meiotic spindle localization. The record is from RefSeq and is a predicted model, not a curated record. Bases 179 to 6667 code for a protein of 2162 amino acids. Gene Ontology annotation, molecular function: protein binding.